This is a messenger RNA of Pichia membranifaciens NRRL Y-2026, 1703 nucleotides long. RefSeq lists its product as hypothetical. The record is from RefSeq and is a predicted model, not a curated record. The transcript has a single exon. Bases 5 to 1498 code for a protein of 497 amino acids. NCBI's taxonomy places the organism in Eukaryota, Fungi, Ascomycota, Pichiomycetes, Pichiales, Pichiaceae.
CGCUAUGUCAUCGGUAGCUCCAUCUGGUAAGUCCUCGACUGCUCCAUCUGGUAAGUCCUCCACUGCUCCAUCUGGUUCAUCAUCCGCUAAAUCAUCGGCUGUUUCAUCUGGUUCAUCAUCCGCUAAAUCAUCGGCUGUUCCAUCUGGUUCAUCAUCCGCUAUGUCAUCGAUUGCUUUAUCUGGUAAGUCCUCGACUGCUCCAUCUGGUUCAUCAUCCGCUAUUUCAUCGGCUGUUUCAUCUGGUUCAUCAUCCGCUAAAUCAUCGACUGCUCCAUCUGGUUCAUCAUCCGCUAAAUCAUCGGCUGUUCCAUCUGGUUCAUCGUCCGCUAUGUCAUCGGUAGCUCCAUCUGGGAAGUCCUCCACUGCUCCAUCUGGUUCAUCAUCCGCUAUGUCAUCGGCUGCUCCAUCUGGUUUAUCAUCCGCUAAAUCAUCGGCUGUUCCAUCUGGUUCAUCAUCCACUUUGCUUUCCGGUUCUAUAUCGAUUGUUACCUCUGGUUUCUCAUUAAGUAAACCAGCUACUACUUCCGGUUCCUCUGCUUCACCAACUAUUAAACCAUCAGAGUCUACUAUGACUUUAUCAUCGAUCGCACCAUCAACUUCUGAGACCAGAAUUCCAGGCUCCACCGCAUCAGGCUCUACUUCGUUGGCCACCGGUGCCAUUUCUGGCUCGUCGACUUCUGAGACCAGAAUUCCAGGCUCCACCACAUCAGACUCUACUUCGUCGGCUACCGGUACUGUUUCUGGCUCGUCGACUUCUGAGACCAGAAUUCCAGGCUCCACCGCAUCAGGCUCUACUUCGUCGGCCACCGGUACUGUUUCUGGCUCGUCGACUUCUGAGACCAGAAUUCCAGGCUCCACCGCAUCAGGCUCUACUUCGUCGGCCACCGGUACUGUUUCUGGCUCGUCGACUUCUGAGACCAGAGAUACUGUGUCUGGCUCAUCUGCUCCACCAACCAUCAAACCACUUAAAUCAUCAUUAACCAUUUUAUCAUCCACCCAAGCAACUCCUGAGAGUAUUUUCUCUGGUCCAUAUGGAAAUUUCAGUACAAUGACUACAGCAACCCCAUUGACUCCCUUGACAGCUAUUUCUGCCACACCAGUUUCCUCGUCCUUGCCAUCUACUCAUACAGCAGCGCCAACAGCUGGCACUUUUGAGGUAACAAUACCUUCAAAAUCUAGCACUUUGAGAACGGAAUCCAGCUCCACAACUCAAGAAAGCGCCAUUACAUCUGGCACUACUUUGGUAACAGCACCUACUAGCGUAGGAACGGUUGAGGCUUCAACUGCCAGGAAUGCAAAUGCCACUACGAUGAAAACUUCUACCAGAAACCCGAGUACUUCAGGUUCUGCCACGUACAAUGGCUCCAGAGGAACUUCGUCCGGCACCGGCCAAACUAGCAGUGCAACUGUCAGCUACUUCAACGCCUCUCCAAAGCUUUCCGUCGGUAACGGCUGGUUGAGUUUCGUUGUCAUUUUGUCAACGAUUUUCUUCUUCUAGUUAACGAAAAAAGUCUUUCGUUCAACCUACAAUUCUCUCAUUUUUUCUCUUCUCUCGCUUUUUCUUCUAUCUUUCCGCUAUCUACAAUUCCCUUCGUCCUAUUUAUACCAGUCCAUUACGAGCGGUUCCUCGGUAAAGGAUCUUUUGAUACCAACACGUUUUUGUGACACUUAUAUACAUUUCUAUAAUAUAAUUCAAUUUGCCA